Sphenostylis stenocarpa is the source of this 255-nucleotide messenger RNA. The record is from the annotation of a GenBank genome assembly. Lineage: Eukaryota; Viridiplantae; Streptophyta; Magnoliopsida; Fabales; Fabaceae.
AUGGCUGAUGAUCCUCAAGACGUUGCUGACAGAGAGCGCCUUUUCAAGCGUUUUGAUGCGAACGGUGAUGGCAGAAUCUCUGCAGCUGAGCUCGGGGAAGCACUGAAGGCACUUGGAUCAGUAACACCAGAAGAGGUGCAAAGGAUGAUGGAAGAGAUUGACACUGAUGGAGAUGGCUACAUUUCACACGAAGAGUUCACAGAAUUUGCUAUAGCCAACCGUGGCCUAGUGAAAGAUGUUGCAAAGAUUUUUUAA